Messenger RNA from Mytilinidion resinicola, 375 nucleotides. RefSeq lists its product as uncharacterized. Lineage: Eukaryota; Fungi; Ascomycota; Dothideomycetes; Mytilinidiales; Mytilinidiaceae. Bases 1 to 375 code for a protein of 124 amino acids. The record is from RefSeq and is a predicted model, not a curated record. The transcript is spliced from 3 exons.
AUGGUGGCCUGGGACCACUACGGCGAACUCCGCGCGCGCGCAAAGCUGGCCCCGCGCAGGCAAACUCUUGGGGAGCUCGCUCGAUCAAUGAGCGUAGCAAACACCAUCCCCCUCCCUCCCUCCGACGACUCUGACCUCGUCGACAUCCCCCCUGCCCGCGUCGUCCCCCCGCCGGCCCCCAUCACCUCUGCGGUCGCCGUCCCCCCGGCCGUACGGACUCCGGUCAUUUCUUGGGAGGAGAGCGCCCUAGUGACUGCCCCUGCCCGUUCCGCUGCCUCCUCGCCGCCGCCUCGCCGCCGUGAGAGGGCUGGCACUUGGCGCCGCGUGCGUGGCUGGUUCGCGCGGGUCUUCGGUGGGAAGAAGAGGGGGGAGUGA